Molecule: messenger RNA, 4690 nt
Organism: Pyricularia grisea
Lineage: Eukaryota; Fungi; Ascomycota; Sordariomycetes; Magnaporthales; Pyriculariaceae
Exons: 6
Coding region: 272-1948 (558 amino acids)
Biological process (GO): protein folding
Cellular component (GO): chaperonin-containing T-complex
Molecular function (GO): ATP hydrolysis activity; ATP-dependent protein folding chaperone; ATP binding
Source: RefSeq, a predicted model, not a curated record
CCAAAAUUCCAUGCUGGAUGCUGCCCAGCAAAACCAAACCAACCCCACGUCGAGCUCUUCCGACCGGGUUUGCAAGGCGCGGAGCGGUGAUUAAUUUUUGAAGCUCCUAUGUUGUAAGAGCUACGAAUCAACGACCAACCAGCACAGAAGCGUCGUCAGGCAAGACAACCCGCACGCUAAAACGACAAAAUCGAAAACCAUCGUCGCAUCGUCCCCGACCGACCUCGAUUUACAUACCCUCCCGCUUCUCAAACCCAGAAAUUCCGCAAAAAUGUCGUUUGGCGGGCAGACGCCCACCAUCAUCGUCCUAAAGGAGGGCACCGACAGCUCUCAGGGCAAAGGUCAGAUUGUUUCCAACAUCAAUGCCUGCUUAGCAGUGCAGGCAACUAUCAAGUCGACGCUCGGCCCGUACGGUGGCGACCUGUUGAUGGUGGAUGCCAACGGCAAGCAAACCAUUACCAACGAUGGCGCAACAGUGAUGAAGCUUCUCGAUAUUGUCCACCCCGCGGCACGGAUCCUGGUUGAUAUCGCAAGAUCACAAGACGCAGAGGUCGGUGACGGAACAACUUCGGUGGUCGUCCUGGCCGGUGAGAUCCUUAAGGAGAUCAAGGAGCAUGUCGAGCAGGGUGUCAGUUCUCAGAUCAUCGUCAAGGGCCUGAGGCGCGCAUCCGCCGUAGCAGUCAACAAGAUCAAGGAGAUUGCUGUCAGCACAAGCGAGGGAAGCCACAGGGAAACUCUGACCAAGCUCGCCGGAACUGCCAUGACCAGCAAGCUGAUCAAGAGGAAUACUGAGUUUUUCACCAAGAUGGUUGUCGAUGCCGUCUUGACACUGGACCAGGAGGACCUGAACGAAAAGUUAAUAGGCAUCAAGAAAAUCCCCGGUGGUUCGCUCACCGACUCCUUGUUCGUCAACGGCGUCGCUUUCAAAAAGACCUUUUCUUAUGCUGGCUUCGAACAACAGCCAAAGUCGUUCAAGAAGCCAAAGAUCGUCUGCCUCAACGUUGAGCUUGAGCUCAAGGCGGAGAAGGACAAUGCCGAGGUCCGCGUCGAGCAGGUGUCGGAAUACCAGGCCAUCGUUGAUGCCGAGUGGCAGAUUAUCUUCAAGAAGCUCGAGGCAGUCUACAAGACCGGCGCAAAGGUUGUGCUUAGCAAACUGCCUAUUGGUGACCUGGCCACACAGUACUUUGCCGACCGCGACAUAUUCUGCGCCGGCCGCGUGGCAUCCGAGGACAUGGAGCGCGUCGUCCAAGCCACCGGCGCCACCGUCCAGUCAACAUGCUCCGACAUUUUGCCCGAGCACCUCGGCACCUGCGGUUCGUUCGAGGAGCGCCAGAUCGGAGGCGAGCGCUUCAACUUCUUCGAGGACUGCCCCGAGGCCAAGACCUGCACGCUGGUGCUGCGUGGAGGAGCCGAGCAGUUCAUCGCCGAGGUCGAGCGUUCCCUGCACGACGCCAUCAUGAUCGUCAAGCGCGCCAUCCGCAACCGCACCGUGGUGGCCGGUGGCGGCGCCGUCGAGAUGGAGGUCUCUGCCCACCUGCACCGCUUCGCCGACCUCAAGAACCAGGCCCACAAGCAGCAGGCCAUCAUUAAGUCCUUCGCCAAGGCCCUCGAGAUCAUCCCCCGCCAGCUUUGCGACAAUGCCGGAUUCGACGCCACCGACAUACUCAACAAGCUUCGCGUCGAGCACCGAAAGGGCAACACGUGGGCCGGCGUCGACUUCCAGAACGAGGGCGUCGCCGACCUGAUGGAGAGGUUCGUCUGGGAGCCCGCGCUCAUCAAGAUCAACGCCAUCCAGGCCGCGACGGAGGCCUGCUGCCUGAUCCUGUCCGUUGACGAGACCAUCCGCAACGAGGAGAGCGCGCAGCCACAAGCGCCCGGCCAGGCCUUACCGCCGGGCGCAGCACAAAGGGCCCUCAGGGGUAGGGGAAGGGGAAUGCCCCGACGAUAAAGAGGAGGUUUAGUUUAUUAAAGCAGCUGGUGGGUGUCUGUGCGUCGCAUAUAACAAAAUGCAAAAUGCAAAAUGCAAUAAAAAAAAAAACAACGUUCUAUUGUGGCGGGUAUCCUGGGUGGUUAUGGACAGUAGAAGAAAGAGAAACAAAAUGCACCUAUCGCUAGACAUCUGGACAAAAAAAUAGACUAAAACCGUGAUACCACAAAAAAAAGAAAGAGAACAAUUAGCCCUUGCCCGGUGCUGUGUUCCCUUGUCAGCUCGCUCAACCUUCGUCGUAUGAGAAAUACACCUCCUUUUCUCUUGCAGCCCCAGUAGCAGCAGGAUACCUCCCCGACCCGUCGGUUUUAUGACCGUCCAUAACAUCAUCCUCAUGGCGAUCGCCCGGCUGUUUCUGCAGGCUCGGCUUGCAUCUCCCUAUCCCUGCCGAGUCGACAUCCAUCCCAGCGACAGCAUUGACCGCUAGCUCGUCAUCUUCGUCGUCGUCAUCCUGCUGCCGAAUCAGCAUGUCCAUGUCCCGGUCGACGGCAUCACCAUCUAUCCUGUCGCUUUCAUCUGCCGGAGGCUGAAGGGUCGGGGGCGAGGCUUCAGGUUGGCUUUGGUGAUUAUGGCUGUGUCCGUUGUUGACCUGGCGCAGCAGCGCCUGGAAUGGGUCGGCGUCGGGAUGGUGGUGCGUCGGCGAGAAUGGGCCGAACGGGUCGUGAGUUGGGUCGUGGUGGUGAGAAGAUGGCUGGCUGAUUAUUUGGGGGUCUAUGGGCUGAUCGUAGUCCGUGAGGCUCAUGUGGGAAGCCUCAUUGUGGUGAUGGUGGUGAUGAUGGUGAUGGUGGUGGCCAUUAUGAUGGUACGUAGAAUGUAGCGUGUUACCAUGAGACUGGUCCUGCAACAUCGGGCUAUGUGUGUUGGGCAAUGUGCUGGUUGUGUGGAGUGCUUCUGAAGGUGACAUGAUAGUCAUGGAAGCCGGGUCGGCAUAUGCUAGAGUGGAGGGUAUUGCGUACGUGGAGGCAGUUAGUUGAUGAGAUUUGGAAGUUUGGUGCAUCAUUUCGUGGACACCAUUCACACUAGAUGUCAUUGAGCUUGGUAUGGAUGUCGGCGGAUACUGGUUGGUUGUUGUAAUAUCCGGUGGAGGUGACGGCGCGUUGAGUGCUGUCGCCAGGAACGUUCUUGGCUCCCCAGAUCUAGCAGACAAAAGGGACUGGUGUGACUCCGAUAUAGUGGCACCGUUGUUACAGGUAGUCCGUUGCAAAGGUGUAUUAUUGUUGGAUACUUCUGACAAGACAACGCCAUUGUGAAUGCUGCCCCCUGAACCAACCCCAGUCGCAACGACGCUUGAAGUUCCUGUACUCGCGGAAGAUGCAGAGUUGCUAGGUGUCUUCCCCAGCUCCUUGCACUCUGUACAGUUCCUUAUCACGUCCGACACGGUCUCCUUGAUACGGCUCCAGUGGUAUCUCUCGGCGAUGCUGGCAGUGGUGCGGUUAAUUCCACCGUGCUGCUGGAUGUGCACCUCGCGUGCAAUCUCGUACUGCCGGCGCGGGUCCGAGAUGACCUCCUUGCCCUUGAGCAUGAGACGGUCAUCUUCAAGCAGCUUGUAGUGGGUCGCGGCGCUACGAAGUGAAGUCCUCGCCGUCCUGGCCGACCAGGUCGCGCCCGUAUAUGAUGGCGUCAAUAAGUUGUCCCGGGUAGCUCUUGAGGCUCCCGCAGCCCUUGACGCGGCCGAUGCGCUUGAAGCCGAGGCCGUCCCAGAUCUUGCAAGAUGCGACGUUGGUUUCGUAGACGAGGUUGAAGACGGAGUAGGUGUAGCCCAGCUUGGGAGCCCAGUCAAGAUACGUCUCGCCCAUCAGGCGACCAACACCGCGGUUGCGUGACGCAUCAGUGACGAGAAAGCCGGCGUUGCAGACAUGACUAGACCGGCCAGGGUAGUUGGGCUUGAUGUAAAAGCUUCCAAGACACUCGCGGGCCCAAUCCUUGCCUUCAACCACCUCGUCGGCACUGUUGAUGCUUCCCAGAAGCAUGAUGCCACCAAAGUUCUGGAACCAAUAGGCGGCAAAGCGGUCAAAGGACAAGGGUUCAAUCAUAGGAUACGUGUCUCCGCCCUCAAUUUCCUUCUUGAACUGGUCGCUGAGGUACUGCAACAGCGUCAGGGGCACCUGGUGUUGCGAAGCGAAAGGCACUAUGGUUGCCACCGUCUGCCGGUCCCGGAGCGUCACUUGUCGGGGCACGAUGGUGGAUGGGAAAGACGGAUUGAGCGGAUCAGGGUAGGGCGCCUCUCCGGACACGCGAUAUAUGGUCGGCGUGUCCGGGUCGUCCAUUAUUGCUGGCAUGUUUAUUUCUGCAGCAGGUUGCUCCGGUGCCGAAUUACGGACGGAGGGCCUCACCGGACGAACCCGUAAUGCGGGGAUGUUUGAGAAGAAGAAGCCAGACCGCUGAUCCUCAACCGACCAACCAGGACACCUCUGGGUAAUAUGAAGCUGGCUACCAGCUCCGUACCUUUGGGUAUGGUAAAGGGUCGGUCUGAUAUGCACUUGCCGCUUGGCAGGGGACCUGCAACCAGGAACGGUGCGAAGAAACGUGGAGGCUUUCUUCGACCCCAAUAAACGGGUAGCGUUUUUCUGUAAGUAAAUGGCGGGGGAUCCGAAAACAAGGUUGCGGUCUGUUUUUUGCUGCCGACGCCCGUUUGUGGUUCGGUUGACUUGUCACAAUUUACACUGGUGAGGAAAAGUGCACAUGCGAAGAUUUCAGUCCGGG